Messenger RNA from Pistacia vera, 1286 nucleotides. Its product is annotated as cysteine-rich receptor-like protein kinase 14. NCBI's taxonomy places the organism in Eukaryota, Viridiplantae, Streptophyta, Magnoliopsida, Sapindales, Anacardiaceae. The record is from RefSeq and is a predicted model, not a curated record. The transcript is spliced from 2 exons. Bases 194 to 1147 code for a protein of 317 amino acids.
UCCUCGUAUUAAGUCUCACGGUCUCACCACUAUUUCUGGCGCGAAGUAGAUAGGUUGUGAAGACUGAAGUCUAUUAAGCCAGAAUUUCCUGCACUUGGAUCACCAUCUCUGAGUUAUUAAAGUUUUGUAUCUUGUUUCAUCUUCACUAAUCCAUUUAGAUUAAAUUAGACACAGGAGGGUUCUUGAACAUGCCAUGGCUUUCACGAAUCUCCUUCGUCUUCUUACUUACCUGUCUAUAGGCAUCACUCUUAGCAAUGGCCAGACAUGUUACGAUACGGGAAACUUCACAACUAACAGUGUUUAUGGCAAGAACCGCAACCUUAUCCUUUCAAAUCUUGCUUCUAAUGUAUCAACAAAUGGGGGUUUUUAUACUGCUACUAUUGGCCAAGACACCAACGAAGUUUAUGCUCUUGCACUUUGCAGAGGUGAUUCUUCUUCAGAAACUUGUUUCAGCUGUGUCAAUACCACAACCCAUGAUCUUAUAACCAAAUGUCCCAACCAAAAAGAAGCAAUUUCAUGGGCAGCAGGUCCUCGAUGCACUGUACGCUAUGCAGACCGGUCUUUUAUUGGAUUACUGGAGACGGAUCCUAGCGAUGCUGGCUAUAAUGUGAAUAAUAUCACUACGAAUUUGACACAGUUUGAUCAGACCUGGGAAAGUUUAAUGGAUCGUGUGGUUACAAAAGCCUCUAUGGGUUCUUUUAAGCUCAAAUUUGCCACUGAAGAAGUUAAUUUGACUUUCUUUCAGAAGAUAUACGCCUUAAUGCAGUGUACUCCAGACUUAUCCCGGAGUAAUUGCGACUCUUGCCUUCGUCAAUCUGUAUCUUACUUCGAGACCUGCUGUCAUGGGAAGCAAGGAGGUUACGUUCUGAGGCCUAGCUGUAUUUUUCGCUGGGAUUUGUAUCCCUUUUAUGAAUCAACUGAAGCUCCAUCUCCAUCUCCGUCUCCUCCACUACCACCCAGAAUUUCUCCUCCACAGAUAACUAAUACCCCACCUAACAAAGGAGGCAUUGCAUCUGUAGUUGUGGGAAUUAUUAUUGUCUCUAUAAUUAUCAUCAUAUCACUACUAGUCGCUUUAACUUAUGUCUUUUUAAAGAGGAGGAGAAAGGCAAAGGGCGAGAUAAGAAGAAAGCAAGAGCUAAAAGGUUAGUCAUUUAUGCAUUGUUUUUUAUGUUAAGGGUUAUCAAAUCUAAGGGUGAAAUUUCAAGCUAGAAUUUUGUUUUAAUCUGGCUGCUUCUAUUAACUCUGAUAUAAUAGCUGCAAUUAACAGAAGAAAGGAAUUAGUACUG